AUGCGAGAGUGGUUUCUUGUAGAUGUUUUUCCUGCCAAUCCUUCUGCCAUAGGUCCUCAACUGUUACUCCACAGCACGGUGGGUAAUACUUCAAUUCUGGUCUGUUAUUUCACAAACUGGGCACAAUACAGACAAGGAAUUGGUCGAUACAUGCCUGAUAAAAUUGAUCCUUUUAUGUGCACCCAUUUGAUUUAUGCGUUUUCUAGCAUGAAAGAAAACAAUGAAAUUACUACGUUUGAAUGGAAUGAUGAAGUUCUUUACAAAUCAGUCAAUGAUCUCAAAAAAAAGAAUCCUCACUUGAAGACGCUCCUGGCUCUUGGAGGGUGGAAUUUUGGUUCCAGAAGUUAUAAUAGGAUGGUAUCUACUCCGACAAACAGAGCAACAUUCAUCAAGUCUGUGAUUAACUUUCUGACAAAGUAUAAGUUUGAUGGUUUAGAUCUGGAUUGGGAGUAUCCAGGUUCUAAAGGAAACCCGCCAGAAAGCAAACAACUGUUCACUACUUUGGUUGUGGAAUUGAAAAACGCCUUUAUAAAAGAAGCAAAAAAAACAGGAAAAGACAGACUACUGCUUACAGCUGCUGUGGCUGCUGGUAGAGAGAACAUUGAUGCUAGUUAUGAAAUAUCUAAAAUCUCUAAACAUUUGGAUUUUGUCAGUGUGAUGACAUAUGAUUUCCAUGGUGACUGGGACCCUUUCACUGGACACAACAGCCCUUUAUAUCGUGGCAAUACUGAUCAGGGUGUUUUUUUGGAUUUUAAUAUUGAUUUUGCUGUUAAAUACUGGAGAGAUAAUGGUGCACCAUCAAAUAAGCUGCUAAUUGGAAUUCCAACAUAUGGACGCACCUUCAAACUGAGCACUUCAAAUUCAGAUGUUGGUGCUCCAGCAUCUGGUCCUGGACCACAAGGCAAAUAUACGAGGACGGCUGGCAUCUUGGCUAAUUAUGAGGUCUGUGACUUUUUGAAAGGUGCAGAAAAGCGAUGGACCGAUGAACAGAAGGUUCCAUAUGCAGUUAAGGGCAAUAUAUGGCUUACAUAUGAAGACCAGCAAAGUAUUGAUAUAAAAAUUAAAUGGAUAAAGAAGAACAAAUUCGGAGGAGCUUUAGUGUGGACAUUUGACUUUGAUGAUUUCUCCAAUCAUUGUAAACAGGGACCCUAUCCUAUCAUUGGAGCGUUGAGCAGAAAGCUUUUAACAGAUUCAGAAAUAGCAGACAAGAGAGUCUUCAGUCCUCUCCAGCAAAGAUCUCCACAUUAUCUGAAUAGCAGCCCAUACCAGCUUACCUUGUACUUCAAAGAAGCAUUACCUUGCAUUCUGGCUAAUAACAUUCCAUAUGAGUGGCUGAAAAGAAGGAACUGUGGAAACAGUACGUGGUUCCUGCAGUAG
Molecule: messenger RNA, 1377 nt
Organism: Carcharodon carcharias (great white shark)
Lineage: Eukaryota; Metazoa; Chordata; Chondrichthyes; Lamniformes; Lamnidae
Product: acidic mammalian chitinase-like
Exons: 11
Coding region: 1-1377 (458 amino acids)
Biological process (GO): chitin catabolic process; carbohydrate metabolic process
Cellular component (GO): extracellular region
Molecular function (GO): chitin binding; chitinase activity
Source: RefSeq, a predicted model, not a curated record